UCUUCCUUCUCGAGUAACAGACAUCAAUAUGGUGUCCAAGAGUAUAAUUACUCUUCUGGCCCUCACAUGCCUCUUGGCGGCCACGUGCGCUGAUCCAGAGCCUGAUUAUGGCCAUGGACACGGAGGCCAUGGCCACGGUGGAGGAUAUGGAAAAGGCCAUGGCGGAGGCUAUGGCCAUGGUGGCGGGUAUGGAAAAGGCCAUGGCGGAGGAUAUGGCCAUGGUGGCGGAUACGGAAAGGGCCACGGUGGAGGAUAUGGCCACGGUGGUGGUCAUGGCCAUGGAGGAUACGGAAAAGGUCAUGGUGGCGGAUAUGGCCACGGAGGAGGAUAUGGCCAUGGUGGUGGAUACGGAAAAGGUCACGGAGGAGGUUAUGGCCACAGUGGAGGAUAUGGCAAGGGCCAUGGUGGUGGUUAUGGCUAUGGUCAUAGCCAUGGUGGAUAUGGCCACGGAGGAGGAUACGGAAAAGGCCAUGGUGGCGGCUAUGGCUAUGGCCACAGUGGUGGAUAUGGAAAAGGUCACGGAGGAUAUGGCCAUGGCGGUGGCCACGGUUACGGUUAUGGUCACUAACUUCAGAAAUAAAGUACCAAAGCAAUGGAGUGAAUAAUGAGUGAAGUGCUGUGGAUACGGAAUAUAUGUGGUACCAUACCUAGGAGUGACGCUCUUCGCAUU
Molecule: messenger RNA, 670 nt
Organism: Penaeus monodon (black tiger shrimp)
Lineage: Eukaryota; Metazoa; Arthropoda; Malacostraca; Decapoda; Penaeidae
Exons: 2
Coding region: 108-605 (165 amino acids)
Source: RefSeq, a predicted model, not a curated record